CAUGGAGAGUGGAGCAGGGAAGCAUUGGACUGAGGAGGAGGUUAAAGCCUUGUUAAGCGUCUGGUCAGAAAAAAAUAUCAGAAAGCAACUGCACGGCACUCUGAGGAAUAAAGGAAUAUUUAUCUACAUUGCUAAAAGGUUGCAGGAGUUGGGAGUGUGCAGGGACUGGAAACAGUGCCGUGCAAAGUACAAAAACCUCAAGUACGAAUACAGAACCGUUAAAUAUGCCCACAACUCUGGGGAUGUCACUAAAACCAUGAAGUUUUUCCAUGAUCUGGAUGCCAUAUUGCGAUAUGAGCCUGUCACACAAUUAGCAGCAGAAGAAAACGGCAGGUGUUCUGCGACUGAGACGCAGCUGAACACAAGCCCCACAACAGACAGCACGCAAGGUGAAAUACCAGUUUCUUUAGAAGAUGAUGAGGAUGCUCCAGGAGAUCCACUACUUUUUAUAUCUCAUGCCAGACCAGUUCAACUAGGUAAUCCAGCGUCAGCAGUAGAGGCUUCCAAAGCAGCGGCUUUCAUUCCCACAGUGGCAAAUGAAGGAGGAAAACACUGGACUGUCAAUGAAGUCAGAGCUUUGAUACGCAUAUGGUCAGACAAAAAUAUCCAGCAACAACUGGAGGGGACAGUGAGAAAUAAAAGAAUAUUUGAGCAGGUUGCUGCUAGACUGCAAAAGUUUGGAAUUGACAGGGACUGGAAGCAGUGCAGGACAAAAUACAAAAAUCUGAAACAUGAAUACAAGAGUGUAAAAAGUGCCCAAGACUCAGGGAGUACAAGUAAAAGUAUGAAAUUUUUUAAUGAACUGGAUGCUAUUCUGGGGCACUGCACAAUGGAACCAACAAGUAAAUCAGAUAAUUAUGAAAGUGAGAGGCCUCCAGAAUGGACAGAAGCAAAAUCAGAAAAGGAUUCCGUAGAAAUGCCUGGAGACACAGGUGAAGAGGACUCUGUUAGUAAUACGUCAGAAGACCUACAGGUUGCAGAUACAAAGAAAGUUUCUGAUUCAGAUGAUGUUACUGUAAACACUACUCCAGAGAGUCAGGCAGCUCUGCAUAUAACCAAAGAAACAAAUAUGAGAAAAAUCCUUGAAGAUGAGGGGGACUUAGCCAACUCCACCCCAGCAGCUCUGGAAGCUACACAAAUAAAGAAGGAGACAAUUGAUAUAGAUGAUGAUUCUAUAAGCACUACCUCAGAAGACAGAUCUUGUACGCCAGUAGCAAAACAGAUGGUUGGGACAGACAAUCACAUUCCCUUGGAAGAAGCACAAAAUCACUUUAAAGUUAUUACAGUUAAUGAUACUGGAGCAGGAAAACACUGGAGUGAUAAUGAAGUUAGGGCUCUGAUAAACAUAUGGUCGGAUGAAAAGAUACAACAAAUGCUUGAAGGGGCCACAAGAAAUAAAGAAAUAUUUGAGGAAAUUGCCAGAAGAUUAAUGAAACGUGGCAUAGACAGAGACUGGAAACAAUGUCGCACAAAGUACAAGAACCUAAAAUAUGAAUACCGUGCACUGCAGAAAGAAAAUGAGCAUCUUGGAAAUCCCAGGAGAAAAAUGAGAUUUUAUGAUGAAGUUGACUGUAUCUUAAGAAGGCAGCCUCUGGGAACCUCAGGCUGGGGAUGUGAAAGCUCAAGUCUCCUAUCAGUUUCAGUGGGAGAUGCUACAGCAAACACAGGAUCUUUGAGUACCAAGAGAAAAACAUGGAAUGAUGAGGUGUCACCUGUUCCACUUAAGAAAAAUGCUUCUGAAAACACCAUACUCCACUUCCAAAAACUAUUAACAGAGAGAGUGCACACAGUAACAGAAGGCAAAAAGUUACUGUUUGAAAGGCUUUGUAAGCAGGAAGAAAUGCAAGACCUCAACAGAACACAGGUGUAUACUGAUCCAUCAGCCAUACAACAGGUGCCCGCGCCCGCUCCCGCCGCAGCCAUGGCCCCCGCAGCAUCAGACUUGAAGCUUGGCAAAAAAGUUAAUGAAGGUAAAACGAAAGAAGUGUACGAGCUGCCAGAUAUCCCGGGAUGUGUUCUCAUGCAGUCAAAAGACCAAAUAACGGCGGGAAAUGCAGCCAGGAAAGACCGAAUGGAAGGGAAGGCUGCCAUUUCCAACACAACGACGAGCUGUGUGUUUCAGCUGCUUCAGGAAGCUGGCAUCAAAACAGCUUUUGUCAGGAAACAGAGUGACACAGCGUUCAUAGCAGCUCACUGUGAAAUGAUCCCGAUUGAAUGGGUGUGCAGAAGAAUUGCUACUGGCUCCUUCCUCAAGAGAAACCCUGGUGUCAAAGAAGGAUAUAAGUUUUACCCACCAAAAAUUGAGAUGUUUUUCAAGGAUGAUGCUAAUAAUGAUCCACAGUGGUCUGAAGAGCAAAUAAUUGAAGCAAAAUUCUGUUUUGCUGGACUUACAAUAGGCCAGACUGAAGUGGACAUUAUGUCUCGUUCUACUCAAGCCAUUUUUGAGAUUCUGGAAAAAGCAUGGCAGCCCCAAAACUGCACUCUUGUAGACCUGAAGAUUGAAUUUGGUGUUAAUGUGCUGACAAAAGAAAUUGUUCUUGCUGAUGUUAUCGACAAUGAUUCAUGGAGACUGUGGCCAGCAGGAGACAGAAGCCAGCAAAAGGACAAACAGUCCUAUCGGGACCUGAAAGAAGUGACUCCUGAAGCACUGCAAAUGGUUAAGAGAAACUUUGAAUGGGUUUCAGAAAGAGUGGAGUUGCUUCUAAAAACAAAGAGCCAAGGUAGAGUUGUGGUGUUAAUGGGAUCUUCUUCUGACCUCAGUCACUGUGAAAAAAUAAAAAAGGCAUGUGCAACCUUUGGAAUUCCUUGUGAAUUAAGAGUGACUUCUGCUCACAAAGGGCCAGAUGAAACCCUGAGGAUCAAAGCAGAAUAUGAAGGAGAUGGAAUCCCAACAGUGUUUGUUGCAGUGGCUGGCAGAAGCAAUGGCUUGGGGCCAGUGAUGUCUGGUAACACUGCUUACCCAGUUGUCAACUGCCCUCCACUCUCAGCUGACUGGGGCACUCAGGAUGUGUGGUCCUCUCUCAGACUACCCAGUGGUCUUAGCUGUCCCACUACUCUGUCACCUGAAGGAGCUGCCCAGUUUGCUGCCCAGAUAUUUGGGCUAAACAACCAUUUAGUGUGGGCCAAACUGCGAUCAAACAUGUUAAACACCUGGAUCUCCCUGAAGCAGGCUGACAAAAAACUUAGAGAGUGCUCCUUGUAAGUCACUCUAACAAGUAACUGUUAUUGGUUACACAAUGAUAACGGUGUGUGCAUUUUCAUUCAUAUUAGGAUUUACCCCUGGAUGAGCUCAGAAGUCCUGCAUCAUUUCUUGCAGAAGAAAGCAUUGUUAGAGCAGAAUAGGAAGUUUGUUGUGUCGUCAUCCUUCCCUUGUGUAUUUUUUAAUAUAACAGCUAAGUAGAGAUGGGGAAGUAGAAUUUUAGGUACUCUUAGGUUCUGUUGCUCCAGAAUGGUACUGUUCUGCUUUUUAGCCUAUAAUGUUAACUACAGACUAUGUCAAGAGAAUGAUUUGGUACAAUCUUAAUAGAAUUCAACUAGUCUUCUGCUCUUCUGUAACAGUAACAUUCUUAUAUAGUGUUAAUCUAUGUCUUGAACUUUAUUAACUGGAUUGCUGACAAAGGCCAGUGUUGAUGCUGUUCUGCUUGCAAUGAUGGUAUGCUUUCUUUAGCAAUAAAAUGGCAACAUACACUGUAUUAAUAGGAAAAGAGUGUGGAAAAAUGUCUUAAGAGCCUGAAAUAAAUACAUGCCUUAUUUUAAAAAUGUAUAUACAUACAUGUAUCUUUUAAAAAAAUAUGUAUGUGUAUAUUUAGCCCAUUGAUAUCUUUUGGAAUGAUGUGAUGGAGUUGACACCAAUUUGCUUGUUCAUAACAAGCCAUAAAUACAAAUGGCUUGAGUGACCUGUAACUUGGCUUGUUGCCUGUUUGCUCUAACUCUUGCCUAGUGCAGGCUUUGUCCUUUUAAAGACUAGGCGGAUGUACUUUCAGUAGUUCUGUAGGGGCUGUGAUGAUGUUGGACUGUCUUCAUACACUUCAAUAACUAUAGCUAUUCUGUGUCUAUAUUUCCUCACUCUGUUUCCGUGGAAAUUUUACUGAACAGGGGAACAAAUACUAAAGCAACAAACUUCUGGGGGGGAAUCUAAGCAUGACUUUCUUGUCUUUGCACACACCAGUCUUCUGAGUAGGUAAGAUUCUAACAAAUAUGCAAUUACUCAAAGUAUGUAACACCUAUGCUUUUACAAUUCUAAAUAAACUAUUGAAUGCAAA
Molecule: messenger RNA, 4262 nt
Organism: Melozone crissalis (California towhee)
Lineage: Eukaryota; Metazoa; Chordata; Aves; Passeriformes; Passerellidae
Gene: PAICS
Product: phosphoribosylaminoimidazole carboxylase and phosphoribosylaminoimidazolesuccinocarboxamide synthase
Exons: 19
Coding region: 2-3202 (1066 amino acids)
Biological process (GO): 'de novo' IMP biosynthetic process
Molecular function (GO): phosphoribosylaminoimidazolesuccinocarboxamide synthase activity
Source: RefSeq, a predicted model, not a curated record